Talpa occidentalis (Iberian mole) is the source of this 9736-nucleotide messenger RNA. It is a transcript of the gene EFCAB3, whose product is annotated as EF-hand calcium binding domain 3. Gene Ontology annotation, molecular function: calcium ion binding. The transcript is spliced from 110 exons. The coding region runs from base 82 to 9558 and encodes 3158 amino acids. The record is from RefSeq and is a predicted model, not a curated record. Lineage: Eukaryota; Metazoa; Chordata; Mammalia; Eulipotyphla; Talpidae.
GGUUGUUUUUCGCCUCCCCCCACCCCGUGGGACAGAGAACAGAGCGGGAAUGAUGAUGGUAAGAUAAAUCAGCUUAAAUUGAUGGAUACCUUGCAGACUAUUCAAGGAGGGAAGAUUAAUACUCAGAAGCUAAGUAAUGUUCUGGAGAAAAUGGGAGUGAAGAUCACAAAUAAGGAAUUUCAGAAUCUGCAAGAAAAUUUGCCAGCUGAUACAAAUGGAAAGGUAGCUCUAAAUACACUUCUGGAUGAAAUAAAGAUUCAAAAAGCUGAGGAAAAAAUAAGUCAGAGGAGACAAAGAAAUACAGUGGCCACUCUUAAAGGCAUGCAAGCUGAUGUUCAUGGCCUUGAUACUAUUCUUGAAAACAUGGCAAUCAAAGUUAUAGCUGAGAAACUUGACCGAGACCCAGCUGAGGUUACCAACCCCCUAAAUCAGGGAAAACUGGAAAAUCAAUUAGUUAGUGGAGGAGACUUUGAUGUCAAAGAUAAGAAGAAAGUUCCAGAAAACUUGGGAACAGAACUCAUCACCGACAAGAAACACUGGGAGUUGGUGAAUAAUCUGCCAAUUGGUGAAUGGAAAAUUAAUGUGAGUGAUUUGGACAGUGUUCUGGAGGAAAUGACGAUUAGGCUCACAGAAAAGGAACAGGAAAAACUGACAGAAAACCUGCUACUUAAUGGAGGAAUUAUUGAUGUCAAUAAAGCAGCUACUUACGAGCAGAACAUGGGGCUGAAUGCUACAGAAAAGGAAAUUAAUGAUCUGAUAUACAAUCUACCAGCUGAGGGAGGAACUGUUGAUGUCACAAAACUGGACACCAUUUUGCAAAACAUGGGAAUGAAACUCACAGAAAUGGAAAGUAAAGAUUUGAUAAAGAACCUGUCUGUUGAUGAUAAUGGGAAGAUUAAAAUGCAAACAUUAAUGGAUGCAGUAAAACCUUUUACUGGGAAAAAGAUUGAUGCCAAUGAUCUGCAAAACGUCUUGGAAAACAUGGGGAUCAAGCUCACUGAGAGAGAAUUUGAGGAGCUGCUACAAGCAGUGCCCAUGGAUGCUGAUGGAAAGAUGUAUCAGAGGAAAUUGCUGGAUCAUUUGAAGUCUAUGAAAGUGGGAGAGGUUAAAGUCAAUAAUCUAGACAAUGUCCUGGAGAACCUGGGGAUUGAGCUCACAGAAAAGGAGCAUGCAGGUCUGACAGAAAAUCUGCCAUUAAGUGCUAAUGGGAAGAUUAGUCUCAAAAACUUGAUCGAAGCCAUGGAAACUGUUACAGGAGAAAAAGUUGAUGUCAAUCAUGUGAGAAAUGUUCUGGGGGAAAUGGGAGUAACUCUCACAGAUAAGGAACAUGCAACACUGGUAAAAAAUCUGCCAGUUGAUGCUAAUGGAAAGGUCUACAAGAAUAGAUUGCUGGAUGGUUUGAAGUCACUUCAUGGAGGAGCUAUUAAUGUCAGUAAAGUUGGUCCAUUUUUGGAAACCAUGGGAUGGCACCUCACAGAAGAAGAAAUUAAGGAUCUCAAACACGACUGUCCCACUGAUUUAAAUAGGAACAUUGCAAUGAAGAAGUUGUUUGAUGAAUUAAAAGCUUUUACAGGAACAAAGAUUGAUGUGCAAUAUGUACCAGAUUUUGUGAGCAACAUGGGUAUUGAGCUAACAGACAAUGAACAAAAGAAGCUACUAAAAAUACUGCCACUUGACGCUUCUGAGAAGAUCUAUAAAAAUAGGUUGUUGGCUGAUAUAAAGUCAUUCGAAGGAGGAAAAGUUAAAAAAAGUAAAAUCAAUACUGUUCUAGAGAACAUGGAAAUCAAACUCACAGAAAAGGAGGUUCAGAGUCUCACAGAUAACCUACCAGUUAAUGCUGAUGAGAAGGUUGCUCUUGAUAAAUUGAUGGAUGAAGUGAAAGCUCUUACAGGAGAGGAAAUUAAUGUCAGUGAUGUGGAAAAUGUUCUGGGCAACAUGGGGCUAGAGCUCACAGAAACGGAAUGGUUGGAGUUGCAGAAACAUCUACCAAUAGAUGCAGAUGGAAAGAUCUAUCAAAACAGGUUAAUAGACAGUAUAAAGUCUCUUAAAGGAGGGACAAUUAGUGUCACUAAGCUGGGCACAUUUCUGGAAAGCAUGGGUGUGAAGCUCACUGAAACGGAACUUAAAGAUCUGAUGCAGAAUCUGCCCGUGAAUUCUGAUGGGAAAGUCACUCUGAAAAAUGUGAUGGAUAGAGUGGAAAAAUCAAGGUCAGGAGAAAAGAUUGAUGUCAAUGACCUUCAAAAUAUCCUUAGGAAUAUGGGGAUUGAGCUGACAGAUCUUGAAUGCUCAGAACUGAAGAAAACCCUACCCAUUGAUGAUGCUGGCCAGGUGUUUCAGAAUAGAGUGUUGGAUGAUAUAAAAUCUUUCAAAGGAGGGAUGGUUAAUGUCCAUGAUCUGAACAAAGUUCUUAGAAACUUGGGGCUGAAGCUCACAGAAAAAGAACUCAAAAGUCUGACAGAAAACCUUCCAGUCAAUGCUGAUGGAAAGAUUGGUCUCAAUAAAUUAAUGGAUGGAGUUAAUUCUGUUGUAGGAGAGGACAUGAGUAUACGUGACAUAGAAGAUGUUAUCAAAAACAUGGGAAUAAAACUUACAGAUAAGGAAUACUUGGAGCUUUUGGAAAAGUUACCAGUUGAUGAAGGGAAAAUUGAUGUCAGUAAACUGGAUACCAUUCUGGGAAACAUGGGGGUGAACAUCACAGAAAAUGAACUUAAAAAUCUGACACAGCAUCUACCAGUUAAUGGAGGAACAGGUGACAUUAAUGAUGUGGAAACUCUUUUGAAAAACAUGGGAGUAGAGCUUAAAGAUGAAUUCUUAGAAGUGGUGAAAAAUAUGCCUUUUGAUGGUUGGAAGGUCAAUGCCAACAACUUGAAGACUAUACUUGAUAAAAUGGGAAUCAAGCUCACUGAUGAGGAGCUUAAGGAUCUGACUGAAAAUCUCCCUGUGGAUGGUGGGAAAGUCAAUGUCAACAACUUGAAGACUACGCUGGAUACCAUGGGAAUCAAGGUCUCAGAUGAGAAACUUAGGGACCUGGCUGAAAAUCUCCCUGUGGAUGAAGAGAAGGUAGAUUCAAGUGACCCGAAAAAAGUGCUGGGAAGCCUGGGAAUUGAGCUCACAGAUAAAGAUGAAAAGUUGCUGAAAACACUCUCCGUUGAUGGAGACAAGGUGGAUUUUAGUGACGUGAAAAAAGUGCUGGAAAACCUGGGGAUUGAGCUCACAAAUAAAGACAAGGACAAGCUGCUGAGAACACUCCCCGUUGAUGCUGCUGGAAAGGUGUAUCUCAGUAGGUUGCUGGAGGGUUUGAAGUCACUCAACAAGGGGAAGGAUCAUGUUAAUGAACUGAAAAAUACUCUAGAAGAAUUGGGAACUAAGCUCAGAGAAGAGGAACUUGCAAAGCUGACAGAAAACCUUCAAGUUGAUGCUAAUGGGAAGGUUGAUCUGAAAGAGCUAAUGGAUGGAGUAAAAGCUACUACAGAAGGAGAGAUUGAUGUCAGAGAUGUGAAAACUAUUUUAAACAACAUGGGAAUUGAACUCACAGAUAAGGAACUCUCGCAACUGAUGAAAAGUCUUCCUUUCAAUGGAAAAGUUGACAUCAAAGACCUGGCAGCUGUUCUAAGCAACAUGGGCAUCAAGCUCACUGAUGAGGAACUCGAAGACCUGAAACAAAACCUGCCCGUCAGUGUGGAUGAUAAAGUGACUCUGAAAACUUUGAAGGAUGAAGUGAGAGCUCUUAUAGGUGAAAAGAUUGAUUCCAGUAACCUGCAAAAUAUUCUCAAAAAUAUGGGCAUUGAGCUUACAGAUAAGGAGCACAAGCAACUUUGGAAGUCAUUGCCCAUUGAUGGUGAUGGGAAGGUGUCUCUAAAACAGUUGCUGAAGGAAGUGAAGGCUAAAAAAAGAGGGAAGGUUAACGUAAAGGACCUGGGCCCUGUUUUAGAAGGCAUGGAGAUCAAGCUUACAGAACAGGAACUUGAUCUGCUAAAGGACCAUUUGAGUGCCUAUGAAAAAGUUGAUCUGAAAAACCUGAUGAAUAAAAUAGAAACUGUUACAGGAGGGAAGAUUGAUUCCAGGAAAUUGGAUACAGCUUUGGCAAGCAUGGGCAUAAACCUCACUAAAAAGGAACUUAAAGAUCUAACACAAAAUCUACCAGUUGAUGCUAAUGGUAAAAUUAAUCUGGAAAAGGUGAUGAAUGAAGUGAAACCUUUUUCUGGGCACAAAGUUGAUACCAAUAAACUAGAAAGUAUUUUGGAAAACUUGGGGAUAGAGUUCACUCCUAAUGAACACUCGAACUUGCUGAAGACACUGCCAAUUGAUGCUGAUGGAAAAGUACAUCUGAAAAAGUUGAUGAAAGCUAUAAAGUCUCUCAAACUGGGCAAAGUUGAUGUCAAUAGGCUAGACACUUUUUUAGAACACAUGGGAAUCAGCAUCACAGAAAAGGAAUUCAUGGACCUGAUAGAAAGACUACCAGUUGAUGAUGAUGGGAAGGUCAAACUAAAUACACUGAUAGAAGAAUUAAAUGCUAUUUUAGGAAAUCAGGUAGAUGUCAGUGACCUAGACAAUACUCUGAAAGACAUGAAAGUAGAGGUCACAGAUGAGGAUUACUUAAAUUUUGUGAAAUCUCUACCAGUUGAUGCUGAAGGAAAGGUGUUUCAAAAAAGGUUACUGGAUGGUGUAAAAACUCUCGAAAGAGGAAAAAUUGAUCUGAAUAACCUGGAUUCAUUUCUGAAAAGCAUGGGGAUUAAACUCUCACAUAAAGAACGUGAAGAUUUUUUACAAAGCCUACCAGUUGAUGGUGAUGGGAAGGUUCCUCUGAAAAAUGUAACUCUAAAAAUGGAAGAUUUUAUAGGAGAAAAGGUUGAUGUCAGUGAUCUGAAAAAUGUUCUCGGAGAUAUGGGGAUAGAACUCAAUGACAAAGAAUGUCAGGAACUUCAAAAAUUAUUACCAACUGAUGAUGACAAGAAAGUUUUUCAAAAUAGAUUGCUAACAGCUUUGAAGUCUUUAAAAGGAGGAAAGGUUGAUGUCGAUAACCUGAACAAAAUUCUAGGGAACAUGGGGAUCAAGCUCAAAAACAAGGAACUUAGAAAUGUGAUACAAAAUCAACCUAUUUAUGCUAAUGGAAAGAUUUCUCUGAAAAAAGUUAUGAAUGAUGUGAAAGCAGUUACAGGAGAAAAACUUAAUGUCAAAGAUCUGAAAAACUUUCUGGAAAGCACUGGGAUAGAAUUCACACCAAAAGAAUACUUGGAACUGGUGAAAAAUCUGCAAGUUGAUGAUGAUGGAAAUGUAUAUACAAACAGAUUGCUGGAUGAUUUGAAGUCUUUUAAUGGUGGGAAGGUUGAUGUCAGUAACCUGGAAAAUAUUUUGGAAAACAUGAAAAUCAGUUUCCCAGACAAGAAACUAGAAGAUUUGUCACGAAACCUUCCAGUUGAUUCUUCCGGGAAGGUUAAGCUGCAAGAGCUGCUAAAAGAAGUAAAAAAAUUCACAGAAGAAAAAAUUGAAGCCAAAGACAUGUACAAAACACUGGACAAUAUGGGGAUAGAGCUCACAAAUAGGGAACUCUUUGAUCUGUUGCAAAUGCUGCCAUUUACUGUUGAUAAAAAAAUAGAGAAAAGUGUGUUGUUGGAUUGUCUGAAAGCUUUUCCUGGUGGGAUGUGUCAUGUCUCUAAAAUUAAAUCCAUCCUGGAAGACAUGGGUUAUGAGCUAGAAGAUAAGGAAAUUGAGGACCUACAGAACCACCUCACAACUGAUGAUGGAAAAGUUAAACUUAAUAUGCUCAUGGAAAAGUUAGAGUCCUUCAAGGGAACGAAGAUUAACAUCAAUGAUAUAGGUGAUAUUUUGGAAAACAUGGGAAUAGAACUCACCCCUAAAGAAUUCUGGGAGCUGAAAAAAAGUCUGCCAAUUACAUCUGAUGGAAAAAUAUAUCUCAAUUGCCUGCUCGAUGCUUUAAAGACUUCCCAAAGAGGGAAGGUUCCAGAAAAUAAAGUACAAACUGUUCUGGAAAAACUUAACUAUAAACUUAAAAUGAAAGAAAUGGAAGACUUUUGGAAACAUUUGAAAAGUGACAAAAAUGGAAAGAUCUCACUGAAGUCCAUUACAAAUGUAGCACAUUUAUUUUCUGGUGAUAAGAUUAAUGCUAGUGAUGCAAAACGCUAUCUGGAAAAUAAAGGUAUUGAAUUAACAAAUAUGGAAAGCCGGGAAUUACUGGACACACUGACAUUGGAUGAUAAUGACAUGGUGUAUACAAAUAGGCUGAUAGAUGGAGUGAAGGCGUACAGAGGAGGAAAGGUUAACAUUAAUAAAAUAGAUGAUGUUAUUGAAACCAUGGGAUACCUGCUUGAAGAAGAAGAAGUUGAAGAACUGUUCAGUCACCUGCCAAUUGAUAGUGAGAGAAGAGUUCAAAUGGAUAAAUUUCUGGAUGAAGUACAUAAAUUUCUAGGGGAUAAAACUGACUAUGAUGACAUGGACAAUAUUCUGAAAAACAUAGGGUUACAACUCUCACUAAAGGAAAACUCUGUGCUGAUGAAAAGUUUGCCACUUGAUGCUGCUGGAAAAUUGUAUAAGCAUAAGUUGCUGGAUGGCAUAAGGUCUCUCAAAGGAGUGGAACUUGAUAGCAAUAAGUUAGAAUCUUUCAUGGAGGAUAUGGGCUUUAAGCUUGAAAAAGAAGAAUUCCAGGACCUGCAAAGCCACCUGCCCAUCGAUGAUGAGGGAAAAGUUGACAUGAAUGUGGUAAUGGACGAAGGAAAUCUUUUUACAGGUGAGAAAGUUGAUACUAGAAACCUGAAAAAUUUUCUGGAAAAUAUGGGGGUAAAACUAACAGAAGAUAAAGGCAAGGAACUACUGAAACAUCUACCAGUUGCUGGCAAACAGGAAGUUUAUGUGAACAGGUUAAUGAAAGAAUUGAGUUCUCUUGAAGGGACAAAGGUGUCUUUAAAUAAAGUGGACAUUUUCCUGAAAAACAAGCAAAUUAAUCUCAAGGAGAAGGAAAUCCAGGAAUUGAAGGAUCGCCUACCAGUUGAUGAUAAAGGAAAGGUUGAUUUAAAUGUAUUGAUGCAUGAAGUUAAAAAUAUCACAGGAGAGAAGAUUCAUAUUCAGGACCUGAAAAAUAUUAUGAAAAACAAAGGAAUAGAGCUCACAAAUAAGGAAUACAAAAAGUUGCUGAAAAUUCUACCAGUUUCUGCUGAUAAAAAGGUAUAUGAGAAAGAGUUACUGGAUGCUGUGAAAUCUUUCAAAGGAGGAAAGGUUGAUGUCAAUAAUUUAAGGAAUGUUCUACAAAACACUGGAUUCAGACUCAAAGCAAAUGAAAUCCAGGACCUGCAGAACCACAUACCAGUUACUGGUAAAAAGGUUGAUUUGGAUGUUUUGAUGGAUGCAGCGGAUGCUUUUACAGGAGAAAAGGUGGAAGCCAGUGACUUUAAAAAUGUUCUGGGGAAGAUGGGAAUCGAGCUCGCUGAAAAAGAGCAGAUGCUUUCAAAAACUCUGCCGGUCUCGAGAGAUGGAAAAGUGUAUACAAAAAGAUUACUAGAGAGUGUGAAGUCUCUCAAAGGAAAAAAAAAAGUCAAUGUCAAUAAACUGGAUCCUCUUAUGCAGGCCAUGGGAAUUAAGCUUGAAAAAGAGGACUUGGAGGACUUACUGAGCCAUGUGCCAGUUGAUGACAAUGAAAUGGCUGAUUUGAAUGUGGUGAUGGAUGAAGCAAAAGCUUUUACAGGAGAGAAGGUUGAUGUCAACGAUCUAGGAAAUGUGCUCAGGAAAAUGGGGCUAGUACUCCCAGAUGAGGAGCAUAAGAAGCUGCUGGAAAAUCUGCCAAUUCACACUGAUGGAAAAAUUUAUAAGAAAAGAUUGCUCAAAGGUGUGAAAACCCUCAAUGGACCAAGGGUCAAAAUCAAAAAAGUGGAACCCUUUUUGGAAAAUAUGGGAAUUAGACUUACAGAUAGGGAAAUUGGGGAACUCAUGACCCAGUUACCAAGUGGUGAUGAUAACAGAGUUGAUCUGAAAGAUCUGAAGGAUGCUAUUAGUUAUGCCAAGGGAGAGUUGAUUGAUAUCAAGCACUUAGACAACUUUCUAGCAAGUAAGGGGAUUUAUCUCACAGAAGAAGACAUCAAGGACCUGAUGCCUCAUUUGACAUUUAAUGAAAAGGGGAAAGUUAAAGUGAAUUCCAUAAUGGAUGGCCUGAAGAAAUUUAAAUCAAAAGGAAUGGUGCCUCUACAUAAAUCCAUGAAAAUUGCAACUGAUACUAAAGACAGAGUUACUGACCACAUGGCAGUUUCUGACCUUAAGCCGAAAGUUAAGCUGAAUCCUCUAACUAAAGUACCCAGCUUUGAUGGCAAGAGGGAUAAAGAUUCACGGGGAUCUCCCCCAUACCGAUUACAGUACAAAGAACAAAGGUUGAAUGCUCCACAAAUACAAGCCUUCCAAGAUGCCUACAACUUCUUUUACAAAGAUAAAACUGGCUGCAUUGACUUACAUGGAAUGAUGUGUACUUUAGCAAAGUUGGGAAUGAAUCUAACCAAACAUGAUGUCUAUAAUGAAUUGAGGUGUGCUGAUAUUGAUGGAGAUGGGAAGGUGAAUUUCUCAGACUUUAUAAAGGUGCUAACAGAUAAGAACCGCUUCUUUAAGGCAGUGGCUCCAGAAAAUCAGACCUGUUUAGAUUUGGCUGGCAACCCAGGGAUCCUGUUGUUUGAAAUCCUAUCAAAGCUUGUAGAAACUUCAGCCCUACCCAGAAAGACUAUAAUGGAAAUAGUAAGCUAUUUCCGAAAAAAAUUGCAGGAAGCUUCAGGAAUAUCAUGGAAUCCCUAUACUGUGGAUUAUGGGAAAAGGAAAUUUAAGUCAAAUAUAUGCACACCUCCAUGUUCAAGCACAGCUGCCUUUGCUAAUGCUGCCCGGAUGACCAUAAUGACAGAAAAAGAUUUAUUCAAGUUUCUUGAAGAACUCAAGAGAUGCAAUCUUCCUUCAGAUAGCCCAUACUCAAAAAUACCCAUCUUUCCAUUGUUCCCUAAUAUGGAUGGGGUGGUAAUGGGAAAGCCAUUCAAGGACCUACAGAAAUUAGAAAUGCUGAGGAGGAAACAGCCUCUGAAUUUCUUUGAGAACUAUUUUUUCCAUAAGAGAGACUGGAAAACACAGGCAGCAAAUAUAAGGCCUAUCAGCUCUCCCUCAGGCUAUCCACCUGACAUCCUCGCCAUUGAUCAAAUGCUCAAGAGAAAGCAGAACUGGACAGUGGCUGAUGUAGCAGCUAUUAAACAGCACGUAAAGAGAGCCACGAAUACCUAUCACUUAGGAAUUGCCCUUGAACACCGAAAAGAAAUGCUAAACCUCUGGCGGAAGAUCCGAGGAGACCUGAUUGGGAUAGACACUAAAAACGAAUCUUUCUAUGAUACCUUUUCUACUUAUACAUGGUCCUGGAAUGUUUGCCAAGAAUUACUCUCCCCAAAGGACUUAAGGUUAUAUGAUGCCUACAUGAAUAGAAAUUCCUUCCACAACUCCGUAUUCUGUUCCUCUUCAAAUACCAGUGAAUGUGACUCAGAGAUAGGAAGAAAAAGAAAACGGAAAGGUUUCAAAGGCUUUCAAGAAUGAAAUUUCUACAUUUUUUUUCUAAACAGCUCAUUGCAAACUACUUUUUCACUGAUAGCAAAAUUAUGGUUUCCUGCUUUUGUCUAGCACAGUCUUAGCAACUGUAAAUGUUGACAUCUUUUAAAUUCUGACCAGUAAAAAAAAAUUGUCAUAAAAUGGUUUCCCUUUCUUAACUUUUGCU